This is a messenger RNA of Osmerus eperlanus (European smelt), 5432 nucleotides long. It is a transcript of the gene ddx3xb, whose product is annotated as DEAD-box helicase 3 X-linked b. The record is from RefSeq and is a predicted model, not a curated record. Gene Ontology annotation, biological process: gamete generation; cell differentiation. Bases 316 to 2478 code for a protein of 720 amino acids. The transcript is spliced from 18 exons. Gene Ontology annotation, cellular component: nucleus; P granule. Lineage: Eukaryota; Metazoa; Chordata; Actinopteri; Osmeriformes; Osmeridae. Gene Ontology annotation, molecular function: RNA helicase activity; ATP binding; RNA binding.
AACCAAUAACAUUCCUCCGUCGGUGUCCUAGUUCCAUUACAGCAGCACACGGACCACAAGCUAUUAGUUUCGGUAGAAUUUGCAAAGCUUCCACCGGACUCGGGCUAAGCCAACGUUACUGCAUUAAAUAAGCAUAAAGCUAAUAUAAUUUGAAAUACCAAGAUAUAUACAUCAACAUAUAUUGUCUAACGUUAUACAUUUUUGGGGGAAACUGACAAAGGAGGGCGGCCAAGCGGCGGAGCUACUAGGAAGACAAACCGGCAAACAAAGAGAUCCUUUUUUGACGUCAAAAUUUUUCCUCAAUAUUCCUUAGUUAUGAGUCAUGUGGCCGUCGAAAAUGUACACGGUCUAGAACAGCAGCUUGCUGUUCUGGACUUGGGUUCUAUUGACGGUCAGGGUGGAGGCACUGGCAGGCGUUACAUUCCACCUCAUUUACGGAACAAAGAGGCUGCCAAAAAUGACUCCCCUGGAGGGUGGGACGGUGGACGCAGCAACGGCUUCGUGAACGGUUAUCACGACAACCGCAUGAAUGGCGGGAAUGGCUUCGGGCGCGGCCCCCCUCGCAUGGAGAGGGGGCGGGGCGGUGGGGGGGGUUACCGCGGGAACAGGGGUGGGGCCUACAACCCCAUCCAGCCCAUGCAGACGGUGGGGUUCGGCGGGUACGAAAACAAAGAUGGCGGCUGGACCACGGCCAAGGAUGCCUACACGAGCUUCGGGGGCAGAGCCGACAGGGGGAAGUCUGCCUUCUUCAACGACCGCGGCUCCGCUUCCAGAGGAAGGUACGAGCGCGGAGGGUUCAGCGGCGCGGGGAACAGCCGCUGGGUGGAGGACAGCAGGGACGACGAGGACUGGUCCAAACCCAUCCCCCCCAACGAACGCCUGGAACAUGAGCUGUUCUCCGGAAGCAACACGGGUAUUAACUUUGAGAAGUACGACGAUAUUCCUGUUGAGGCCACAGGCCAGAACUGUCCACAUCACAUCGAGAGCUUCCAGGACGUGGCGAUGGGGGAGAUCAUCAUGGGGAACAUCGCUCUGAGUCGCUACACGCGCCCCACCCCCGUGCAGAAGUAUGCCAUCCCCAUCAUCAAGAACAAGAGAGACCUGAUGGCCUGCGCCCAGACAGGCUCUGGUAAGACUGCAGCCUUCCUUCUCCCUAUGUUGAGUCAGAUCUACACUGAGGGACCUGGAGAAGCACUCGCUGCUGCCAAAGCUUCAGGACAGGAGAACGGGAAGUAUGGGAGGCGUAAGCAGUUCCCCAUCGCGCUGGUCCUGGCCCCCACCAGAGAGCUGGCCCUGCAGAUCUACGAGGAGGCCAGGAAGGUCGCGUACCGCUCUCGUGUGCGUCCCUGCGUGGUCUACGGAGGAGCAGACAUUGGCCAGCAGAUCAGAGACCUGGAGCGAGGCUGCCACCUGCUGGUGGCCACGCCCGGACGCCUGGUAGACAUGAUGGAGAGGGGCAAGAUCGGCCUGGACUAUUGCAAUUACCUGGUGCUGGACGAGGCUGACCGCAUGCUGGACAUGGGCUUUGAGCCUCAGAUCAGACGCAUUGUGGAGCAGGACACCAUGCCGCCCAAGGGCCUGCGACAGACCAUGAUGUUCAGCGCCACUUUCCCCAAGGAGAUCCAGAUCCUGGCUCGUGACUUCCUGGAGGAGUACAUCUUCCUGGCGGUGGGGCGUGUGGGCUCCACCUCAGAGAACAUCACCCAGAAGGUGGUGUGGGUGGAGGAGAAUGACAAGCGAUCCUUCCUGCUCGACCUGCUCAACGCCACAGUCAUUCCCAGCGAGGCUCAGGAUAAUGCAGUUGAAAACAUAGAGAAACCCGGAAAGGACUCCCUGACGCUGGUGUUUGUGGAGACCAAGAAGGGAGCUGACGCCCUGGAGGACUUCCUGUACCGCGAGGGCUACGCCUGCACCAGUAUCCAUGGAGACCGUUCCCAGAGAGACCGAGAGGAAGCGUUGCAUCAGUUCCGUUCAGGACGAUGCCCCAUCCUGGUGGCCACAGCGGUGGCAGCGAGGGGGUUGGACAUCUCAAAUGUGAAGCACGUCAUCAACUUCGACCUCCCCAGUGACAUCGAGGAGUACGUCCACCGCAUUGGACGAACCGGACGCGUGGGCAACCUGGGUCUGGCCACAUCGUUCUUCAACGAUAAGAACGGGAACAUCACAAAGGACCUGCUGGACAUCCUGGUAGAGGCCAAGCAGGAGGUGCCCUCCUGGCUGGAGAGUCUAGCCUACGAACACCAGCACAAGAGCAGCAGCAGGGGGCGCUCCAAGAGGUUCUCUGGCGGCUUCGGGGCGCGGGACUACCGCCAGACCAGCGGGGGCGGCAACACCGGGGGCUUCGGUGGGCGUGGGGGGCGUAACCCUGGAGGACACGGAGGGAACCGGGGGUUCGGCGGGGGCGGGUUUGGAAACUUCUACAGCGACGGCUAUGGAGGAAACUAUACCCACUCUCAGGUGGACUGGUGGGGCAACUGAACACCCUCACCCCCGGUCUCCUCUACCCCCUCACCCCCCCCUCCCUGGUCUCCUAUACCACCCCCCCUCCCACCCCCACGAUCGCAGUGGGUUGCACCACGCCAAACUCACUGAGACAGGAACCACAUGUGUAAACUAAGCCAGACUAUAUAAACCCCUGUGUAGCUUCUAACCAGACUCUGCAGUACAUUACCAGCUGUGAUUCUCUGACCACUUUUCCAAACAUGGAGCCGAGAGGAGAGACAAGUUGUUGGGAGACGAGAGCCAGGGUCACGGAGCCAAUCCCAGAGGCCCGGCUCAGGAAUCAUGGGAUGGUUGUUGGUGACGACGAUAACUAAUGUAGAAUCUUGGGACUUGUAGAUUUGUGUUGUUUUUUUUUUCUCUCUUCAACUGCAUUUUCUUUCUUUGUAACAGAAAAAAAUAUAUUGAGGAUCAUUUGUUUGUUAAUGUACUGUGCCUUUAACAAUUAGAUCGUUUACGCUUUGAUUUCUUUUUAAACUUUAUAGGCCGAAACCUGGCCAAACAGGAACUAAAUUGUUUUGUUAACAUUGUUAUGUUAAUUUUAUUUGGAAGGAAAACAAAAUAAGCUUGAGCUAAAUCAAACCUUGGCAAACACUGAGACGACAUGACUACUGGUUCAUGUGUCCAUUUGAGCCUCAAAUUUGUCGCAGGAACACGGAUGGAUGGAAACAUCCCAGUUUUAGCCACAAGAUUUCCACUACAGACUUUCAAAACCCUUGUGGCAAAAGCACUUUUCAAGGGAAAAUAGUUAAUGUUCUCGCUCACUCUAUCCUGGAGAGGAAUAUGGUAGUCUUCACUAAAUGAGCCAUUCCAGUUCAACAAUUGUGAAAAUUUUAAAAUGAAGCAUUUGAAAAUGAAACGUCCAACCGCACAAUGUACUUGGACUGUUCAGUGGUUACGUUAAAUGACCCACUUGUAAAUAAACUUGUUGUAGUGGCAGCUAGGAGAAGGGCCUUGCAGGUUGGACAGUGGGUGAAAUAGGCAUUUGAUUGAUUUGUUUUUUACUUGAAACAUUUUUGAAGGAUUGGAAUUGACAAGCAUGGAAAUUGAAGGCCAACCGUCUUUCAGUAUUUACAAAACUGAACUGAAAAAUCUUAGCAAAUUAAUCAACGCUUGCCAUAUUGAAAGUGAAGUUUGAAUGGUUGCCAUUGGACCACACAGACCCUGUGCAGCUUUGCUUGUUGUCAGGACAGACAUGCAAGUGUUGUUGUUUUUUGGUCAAGGAGUUUAAAAGCAAACAAAUUCUGCAGCAGGCUUUUAUUUGUUACAAAAGUUCUCCACUCUUUUGUUUUUUGUUCAAUUUUCUAGUUUAUUUUAAUUUUUUUCAAGCUGCGUUUGAAUCCGAAAGACAUUCUCGGGUCAACUGUGUCGAGAUACAAGCUCUUCCACAUAGAGUCCAGGGAGGUGGUCAGGGGCCCAGGCAGGCAGUCAGGGUCAGCGAGAGUCGUUCAUGUACAGAGCUAACUGGAGAACUGCACCCGUAGCAAGGGGGUUGAUGGGUAGUACAGUUUUGCUUUCCAGUGCACCGCUGGAGAAGAAUGCAGUGUUCCCUGGCUGGUGCAUCUAUCCCAUGUGACUGGGCGCUCAUAUUUUCCUACACAAAAUCAAUGCAGCUAUUCUUCCCUUGAGGGAUGGGUCGUAUAGGUGCAUUUUGUAAAAUCACUGGCCAGCCUGUCUCACUGGCAUACAGGCUUUCUCCAUGUGGAGGAUUGGCCGAACAUUUGCAGGAAAUGGCAUUUAACUUUAAAGUGCAAUAGAUGCAUAUAUAUUCUCAAAGUGUGUCGUGCCUUGACAUUUGAAUAAGAUAACAUUGACUUGGUGGUCAUGGAACAGAUGCACUGACAGUGUUGUGAUAACUUAAGAUUGAUUGGUGCUACUUAAGUUAGGUCUAGGCCCCUUUGUGAUGUUCGCCCAUCAAGUUUUACAGAAAGUUCUUUUAUUGCACAUUUAGAGUUUUAUAUAAAUGUUGUGUUGAGUACGUGUCCUUGUUGAAGCUUCAGAAGUGUGUGUGAGGUUAUGAGAAACGCAGCUUGUUUCAGAAAGGGGAAAGUGUUAUCACUAUUUAAACCAGGAUUUAUUUGGGACCAGGGGUUAGUACAGUAGCAGUCUUGGAAUUUAGCUAUUUGCACACAGUACUAGAUUCUACUUUCGCUGCUAGUUUGUGUAAUUUAUUAAGCAUUUUCGAGAAAUAUUUAUUUUUAUAAGCCUAAAACGUGAUAGUUUAAGAAACUUGACCAAAAGACAGUACAAAAACACUGGCACUUGAAUGUUGAAUGUCACCGGUAUGCGUGGAAAUUUAUAUUUUUCGGGGUAGUGUGAGCUUUUUAAUGUCAAAGUCAUAUUGGACUCAUAUCAAAACACCUGUUACUACACCUUCUGCUGCAGGCCUCAUAGCAGCUACAUCUAAUCAGCCGUUAUCAUGUAAUUGGCAAUCAAAAUUUGAAACAACCAACCAAUGCCAAGGUUUGGAUAAAAAUGAUCAAAACCAUUUUCUAAAAAAAACAUGUACUAGUGCAAAUAAGUGUCCAGAUUCUCUCCAAUUCAAUUUAGUUUAUUUUGUUUCUGAGUUUUCUCCCCCCCUCCUCCCCCAGUGAAUGUCUGGCACAUGGCAAUCUGAAAAAAAAAAAAAACAUGUGGUUCUGCUCUAUUGUUGUGUGUAUAUUUGGGCCUUGGUGAGAGUUCUUGAGCGAGUAUUUGGCAAGCCACAGCUGAAGCGAAAUGUCUUUGGUACAAGAAAAGAUGUGAGAGUUUGUGGGCUUUUGGCUGGCAAAACACUUCGUACUCCUCAAGUGUCCCACUAGUUAGUAUUUGCUUUAUGUAGUAUGUAAAAUGUAAUAUUCAGUUUAGAGGCUGUGCACUGCACGAGAACACUUACCUGUGCAUUUAUUGUAUGAUUUUACCAAAAUUAAAAGUUUGGACUUGCAAAUACGUAA